Schistosoma rodhaini is the source of this 275-nucleotide messenger RNA. The record is from the annotation of a GenBank genome assembly. NCBI's taxonomy places the organism in Eukaryota, Metazoa, Platyhelminthes, Trematoda, Strigeidida, Schistosomatidae.
UAUCAUCAUCAUCAUCAUCAUCAUCAUCAUCAUCAUCAUCAUCAUCAUCAUCAUCAUCAUCAUCAUCAUCAUCAUCAUCAUCAUCAUCAUCAUCAUCAUCAUCAUCAUCAUCAUCAUCAUCAUCAUCAUCAUCAUCAUCAUCAUCAUCAUCAUCAUCAUCAUCAUCAUCAUCAUCAUCAUCAUCAUCAUCAUCAUCAUCAUCAUCAUCAUCAUCAUCAUCAUCAUCAUCAUCAUCAUCAUCUUUUUCUUGUUCAUGUGACGUUUUCAAACACUAA